AUGGCCUACCUGUCGCUCAUCAAUGACAAUGGGAAUUUAUUCUAUCUAUUGGUCCAUGCACCAGCCUUCCACAAGUCACUGCCUGGGGUCCCAAGCCGCUGCGAUGGAAAGGCCUACGCGUUCACCGGCGAUGUGGUUGCCAACACCAUCACCACUGUAGAAUUUCCACAGGAUGCCUUUAUGUCGCCAGGAACUGGAACAGAGGAAAACGUCGCAAAGGAUCUGGGGCGAGCUCUGGACAUUCUCCAGCUCAAUCCGGACGACUCCUCCAUUGGACCGUUCCAGGACACGGAUGCCAACAUCAAGCAAGCGAAGACCCGUCACUACAUCCCUCUGCCGCACCGCUAUGUGCAUCUGGUUCUGGGACGCCAAGUUCCAGUUCGGAAGGGUUUCAUCGACUUGGCAGCAGCCAUAAAAAACACUGGAGACAAAAUUGAGGACUUGGUGAAGAAAGUGAAGGCGGUGAAACUCGGUGGCAACGAGACUGACGACCUUGAAGAAGAAAUUCACCCUUUCUCUAUCCUCCUGCCGUCCUAUGGAGGCUCCCAUGUGGGAGUUACCAAGGCGGCCCGAGAAAGGGCAGCAGCUUACGCAGAAGUCCACGGGGGAUCGGGGGCCUCUCUACAAUACGCCAUCGCCUUGAGAAAGCCUACUGUCCACAUCCCGGAGACCUUCUCCAAGACACGAAGUCAUCUUAUGGGCCUACUAACCUUGUGGCAAAUCCGACAGCGCUCCGACAGCUGGAUUGCUGCGCUUCCUGCCAACUACUGGAGCUCACCAGCGGCCCAAUUACCUACAGCUCCAUGGAACGGGGGAUACCUGCCCUACAUGAUGCCCCCAGGCAUGGUCCCAAUGUCUUCUGACAGCUCCGGUGCCUCCAGUCUCACACCUCAUUCCUUGGGGUAUCCUCCAUUCUUCAAUGGCUUCUUUCCACCACAGGGUGGAGGAAUUAAGCCAGGCGAGGAUGACCCGAAAUCCAAGGGAAAGAACAGCCUCCAAGUGAAGAACUCCACACAUGUUCCAGAGCUCAUCCAGUUCCGGAAAUUGGCCCUUGCCACCGCUGUCCCCAAGGCCGAGCAGAAAGCUGGAUCUCCGCCGCCUGAGAUCACCCACAAUGGCACCAAGGUGCAAAUGUGUGUCGGUUAUCACGUCAAGGGAAAAUGCUGGGAAAAGUGUCCUCGAGCGGCCGACCAUGUGGCCCACUCCGCACAAGACACAGCAAAGCUUGUCGAGUGGUGCAAGAAAGCUUACGCUGAAGAAUGA
Messenger RNA from Cylindrotheca closterium, 1263 nucleotides. The record is from the annotation of a GenBank genome assembly. Lineage: Eukaryota; Bacillariophyta; Bacillariophyceae; Bacillariales; Bacillariaceae.